Messenger RNA from Drosophila nasuta, 2943 nucleotides. It is a transcript of the gene Lip2, whose product is annotated as Lipase 2. Gene Ontology annotation, molecular function: hydrolase activity, acting on ester bonds. The transcript has 7 exons. The record is from RefSeq and is a predicted model, not a curated record. The coding region runs from base 374 to 1627 and encodes 417 amino acids. NCBI's taxonomy places the organism in Eukaryota, Metazoa, Arthropoda, Insecta, Diptera, Drosophilidae. Gene Ontology annotation, biological process: lipid metabolic process.
GUGUGGGAGAGUUAACUCUUUUUAAAACUGUUACUCAAUAGUGGCGUAUGUCAUACUCACUAACCGUCCCUCAGAAACUGCAGAUGCUUGUCUGUCGCCGUGCCAUUGAAGCCAUGCACUAUGAAGACCGUUUCGCGCUGUUUCCCAAAUCCGCCCUUGUACAAUGACAACGGAUUGUGGAUGUUCAACGGUAGUCCGCUGCGUGGCCCAGUGCUGCAAUUAGCCAAAUGAAGUGCAGCUUUUUUUUGUGAUUUUGCUGUACAGUGUAGAGCAAUGAGGCGCAAAGAUUAUCAACUGGUGGACAAUUAGCCACGGUGCAUGACCGAAGUAUAGUUGGACCAAAACAAAACACUGAGCAGUUGGGUUGGGGAAAAUGCGUGAAUUUGUGAGGUUGAUGCGCUGCAGCACUUUCGGAGCUUCUGCCAUCGUCAUUGUGAUUAGCUUGACCUGUGCACCAGCCGAGGAGCGUAACAAGUGGACAACGGUCGACUGGCUGCGACAAUUGAACUACACUCACGAGUUGCACAAUGUGACCACCGACGAUGGCUACCAGUUGCAGUUGCAGCGUCUGCCCCAAGUUGGGGCACGCCCCGUGCUUCUGGUGCACGGACUGCUGAGCUCCUCGGUGGGUUGGCUUUGCCUGGGGCCCGACAGAAGUUUGGCGUUUCAGCUGCAUCAGCGCAAGUACGAUGUGUGGCUGGCGAAUCUGCGUGGCAUGUCGCCCUAUGGCAGGCAUCACAUCGAGCUGACCGAUGUCAUGUCUGAGUUCUGGCGCUAUAGUUUCCACGAGCAUGGCGCAUACGAUUUGCCCGCCAUAAUUGACCACAUUGUGGCGCUGCAAGCGCGUGAGAAGCACGACGAUGUGGCCAACGAGGAGGAGCAGAAAGCAAAGCAAUCGCUGGCAGCGCAUCGAGUUUUGCUAAUUGGACACUCGCAGGCAUUCAAUGCUUUCCUAGUGCUGUGCGCUUUGCAUCCGCGAUUCAAUCAGCACAUCCAGCUCAUUCAGGCUUUGGCACCUCUAGCUCGACUGCAUCACCAGGUGCGAUUCGAUCACACGCAUGUGCGCGACAUCAUGAAGUUUGUCAAGAAACGCCAAAAGGCUAAUAAAUAUGAGCUGUUUCCGCCAGGAGAACUGAAGAGAAUGUGUCGCAAAAAGAAGGAACUCUGCGAGUAUUACACUAAAAAUCUAGUGGGAAGUGCACAAAGUAACAAGAAGCUACUCGACAUCUUCAACUAUGAUCAUUUGCUGCAGGGUGGUUCAGCGAAAGAGUUGCGGCACUUGCAACAGAUCUGGAAAUCGGGUGACUUUAUAGCCUACGACUAUGGACCAAUUGAGAAUAUGCAAGUGUAUCACGGCGUUGAGGCGCUGUCCUAUAAUCUAAGUCAGAUCAGUGUACCCAUCAUAUUGUAUUUUGGGGAAACCGAUGCGAUUGCCACGCCCCAAGGGGUGCACGAUAUCUACGCCCACAUGUUGAGCACAGUGCAAAGUGUGCGACGCAUUGCGGCAACCAAAUUUAAUCACUUUGAUUUUCUGCUUUCGUCAGAGGUUAAAACAUUGGUUAAUGACAAACUGAUUGAGCUAAUGGAAAAAUUUCUCGAAGGUAAUUUGCCCUAUGUAAUUGAAUGAGAGACAGAGGAGGAGAAGAUGGGGGUAAGGGGACAACAAGUGGUGCUAACUAAGUAAUUGGGCUUUGGCAAAGCUCACAUCAAAGGCGUCCAUUGAGUCUCAUUAAAAGUGCGAGCGGCCAAGCGAAAUGUUUUAUUUGUCUUGGCAGCAAAGUGGCAAUUAUGUAAUCGGCUCACAGCUGACCAAAAAAGAAACAACAACAAAGACACAGUAUAUAAAACAGAAAUAAAAAACUGAAUACUAAAAGCCUCACAACAAAAAUAUGUGACAAACUGAUGUCUGGGUCCCAACACUUUUACUUUCUUUUGAUUGCCCACUUAAAAGGCAAACGCACAAAACAUUUAUUUGUUAGUGCUUUUUUUCUUUUAUUUUUUGUUUGUGGUUGAGGUUGUCUUUUAAUUUUUUUCAUCGCCUAUUUGACCCACAAUAGACGACACAACUGUGGUAACGGUGGCUAAGCCAAAAAGGUUAUUAAGCCAUUUCGCUUGAAACCUGGCCAAAAAGAAGGCACAGCACACACAAUAGACUAAUAAUAAUUUACAUCUAUUACUGAAAAUGCACACAAAUGGGCAAUAAUUAAAUGGAAUUGAUAACUUAUCUAACUAUUAUGACUUGGCUAUUUUUGUAAAUAUUAUUAAAGACUUCCGUAUUAAUUAUAUGCUUACAUUCAAGUAUAAAAUUGUUUUUCAAUUUAAUUUAAUUUUGAAUAAAUUUCACAUAAAGAUUACAUUUUUAAUACCUAAUUUUUGUUUAACAUAUAACGUAUUUAAUUCCAUAUUUGUUAUAAGCAAAUUGACAUUUAAAUCAAUGAUAAUAUUGAAUCAACUGAUUUAUAUUAUGUGGCAUUUAAUUAACUCGUUUAAUUCGUUCAAUAUUUAUGUUUUAAAAACGCAGCGUCAUUGUCGUCUCGAACUCUACAUUUUUAUUGCUCUGUAAACACUUUCUCAUUUAUCACCGAAGCUUACACAAUUUUGUGUCUUACAUUGUAAUCACUUAUUACAACAUUUCACACUGCAAGGUGACCUCAUUUCGAAGUAGCACAAUUUGUAGGUGUAAAGCACACAAAGCGAGGUUUCACUGUAGCUAUCUGUUGUCUGCAGUUCUUCGUUGAUAGCAACGCACUACGCAUCGCAAUGUCUUUUUCUCCACCCUUUCUUUCACAGUCUGUCAUUUUAAUUAUUUAUGGCAAUCAUAUGAUCGACUUUUAAAUACCCUUGAAGUAGAGAUAUAAAAGUAUCUGAGUGGGACAGAUCUAAAUGUUUGCAAAAAUUCGAAUACAUUAAAAGCUAAAUGUAAGAUAUGAUUUAUGAUUUAUG